Messenger RNA from Apodemus sylvaticus (European woodmouse), 2490 nucleotides. Its product is annotated as E3 ubiquitin-protein ligase RLIM-like. Lineage: Eukaryota; Metazoa; Chordata; Mammalia; Rodentia; Muridae. Gene Ontology annotation, cellular component: nucleoplasm; cytoplasm. The record is from RefSeq and is a predicted model, not a curated record. Bases 1 to 2490 code for a protein of 829 amino acids. Gene Ontology annotation, molecular function: RNA binding. The transcript has 5 exons.
AUGCAGUCCUCUCAUGAUCUUCUUAAUGUAAAUGGAAUGUCCUCCGUCAAAGUUGAAAACCUGGGAUACCACACUUCAUCUUGUAACCUGAAGUACGUCUUCGAGAAUUAUGGGCCAGUUGGUGAUGUAUACAUCCCCCGAAAUCACUUAACUGAAGAGCACUAUGGCUUUGCCUUCAUCCAUUUCUACCACAAAUGUGAUGCCAAGGAUGCCGUACAUGCUCUGAAUGGUUCUUUACUGGAUGGUUGUAAACUGAGGGUACAGAUGGUGCACGGUGAUGAUCCACAUUAUGCUCGACAUGAUUGUGGCCAGGGAAGGCAACACCGAUACAAGGAAGAAAACCAUUUAUUUCAGAGCCAAUGUGAAAGGCAGCAUGUUUCCAGCACCAGGAUCCACACCAGAUCUCACAGCAGAUCUUCCUCAAACCACUCAGAAUCCAAAUUUCAAUCUUGUAAUAUCUUGACCAGAAGAUCGGCAUCAACCAAAAGAUCCAAGACCCAGCCUUCAGUUUCUACUCAACAGCUGCAAAACAGGGCCUGUACAACGUCCAGACGUCUUUCAGGAAAAAAGAAGAAACACAAAUCAAAAUCUUCAUGUAAGAGUGCCUCCAAAUAUCUUGCAGGAGGAGGACUUCUUGGGGGAGAAAAUACGGAGAACAACCAGAGGCAAGUGGAAAAUGUACAGCACAUUUCUACAUUUGAAAAGCCACAUAUAUCAAAAGGAAUUGCAACUCAUACAUUGAUGGCAGGUCCCACUGCCAGAAGUCAGACAAGUAAAAAAACCCCACAAAAUUCAAGACAAAGUCCAAAGAUUGAAAGAAAAUAUAUAGAAAAUAAAAAAAGGCAAAUGGAGCAUCCACACUCUGAGUCAAUAAUAAAAUCAUAUUUAUCAACGGAAAUUGAACCUGAAAUGCUGACAGUGUAUGAUACAUCUCAGAGAAGAAUAAAUAGGAAUUCUGUUCAAUUUCUUUCCCAAGUUUCGGUAUCUCACAAAUGUGGAGCAAAUACUGCAUAUUUUCUGCAUAGUGGUAAUUCUGAAAGAGACCAACUUAACUCCCUUCAACAAUCUGAAAAGAGAACAAAAAUGGGGAACAGGGAGUGUGGGUUUGAAACAGCAAAAAGUCAAAGUAACCCAAGCAAUAAUGAUAUCACUGAAGGAAUGAUAUUCACCUUUAACAAAGGGAACACAAAUCCACAAAAUGACCUUUCAGGGCUUAGCUGUCAGGACAGUAAUAGGAAAAUCCAGAAGCAAAUGGACCAUCAAGAACUUGAGUCAACAUGUAUAAUUCCAUUUCUACCAGAAGGAAAUAUAAAAGAAGUUUUAAUGGAAGACAAAUUUAGUAAAGAUAUAAGCACUAGAAGCAAGAGUCAAGAUGUUCUGAUACUUGAAGAAACAGUUGAAAGUAGGCUACUUCCUGAUACCAAGGAUGUGUCACUAGUGGGACCUCAUCAUAGUUUAUCACCUGAAAAUUUUGAAGAUCUUAGGAAGGAUAAGGCUUACAUUUUUUCUAAUAGCCACACAUUUUUACCACUGAGAGAUAAUUUAUCCAUAUCUGAGUUGAAAAAUCUAUACUUUUUUGCAUCUUUUCCAACAAAAGAACACAUAUUGACAGGGAGUACUACUAAUAGAAGUCAGUCUACAUCUGUAACACCAACUAACUUUACCACUGUGAGAAAUGAUCAAAAAGAACACACAGACAUCUCUUCCUAUUCUAACCAGGCAGGUAUACCAAAUUCUGAAAUGACUUCUGAUGAUGAAACUUUAAAUACCAAUUCAAAUUUUUCAGUACCUAUAGGUCCUUGUGGAGAAUCAGGGACAAUCAUAACAAGAGUUUGUGAGGUAAAUGAUAAUUUAACUGAGACUGACUUAGAAUCUUUUGAUUCAUUGUCAAGUCAAAAUAAUAGAACAGUUCAUUCUGGUCCCAGUUGUAGUUCUAGUUAUGUUUCUAGCUCUAAUUCAAAUUAUACCAGUAAAUCUAAUACAAAUUACUCACUGCUUUCUUUGUUAAGUUUAAGUCAACAGUUUUUACCUGUUUCUAGUACUAGUGAUAAUACUAUUGGCAAUGGUAUAAAUUCACCACACACCUCGCUCAUUAAUCAAGAAAUUAAUGAAUUAAUUUUAUUUCAUUGCCCACCUUUUGAGGCCAGUCAUGAAGUACAUGUUACAAGCCCAGAAAUAUCUAAUGAUAGUGAUUCUUGGCCAGUUUUGCCUGAUUUUUCAAACUUCAAUGAUAUUCAUAAUAACCACCCAAAAGGACUUACCAAAGAACAGAUUAAUACUUUACCAGUAAAAAUGUUUUGUGAAAAUGAUAGAUUAAAUGACUGCAGUAUUUGUCUUACACCAUAUAUACAAAACAGUAAGAUUCGUGUACUACCUUGCUUUCAUGAAUAUCAUGAUAAAUGUAUUGAUCAGUGGCUGUCUGACAACUCUACCUGUCCUAUUUGUCGCAAACAUAUAAUAAAUCCUGAUGACACAGAAUUUCUAUUUUAA